Molecule: messenger RNA, 1490 nt
Organism: Cajanus cajan (pigeon pea)
Lineage: Eukaryota; Viridiplantae; Streptophyta; Magnoliopsida; Fabales; Fabaceae
Product: protein N-terminal asparagine amidohydrolase family protein
Biological process (GO): ubiquitin-dependent protein catabolic process
Cellular component (GO): nucleus
Molecular function (GO): protein-N-terminal asparagine amidohydrolase activity
Source: RefSeq, a predicted model, not a curated record
CCAAUAUCGUGCAAGAAUUUAUUUCUAAGAAACAAAGCGAGUAAGCCACCAUCAGCAUUCAGCAGCAGCCAACAAAAACUUGCUUCCUUCGUUCCUUCAAUUCAAUCAAUACGCAUCCAGAAGCCAUGAUAUUCGUCGAUGGCCUUCAAUUCUCUACUCAUUCAUCCUCACCAUCUCACCCUCAGAAUAAUUCGAUGAGCAUGUGAAAGGCCUGGCAUUCUUUGCUUAUGAACAGGGAAAGGAUAUUCUACUUGCUUUGCUGGAAAAUCCCAUGCUGGUAUCAGCCUCAAGCUCUUUGAAGGCUAACCCAGAGAGGAAGUUCUCAGUGUCUGAUGAGUCUGGUCCAGAGAGAUCAAAAUGGGUUUAUAUAUUCCAGAGAGAAUAUGCUACUGUUGACCCUGCCUUCGUUGAUUUUGUUGGCACUGAUGAAGCGACGACAUGUGUUGGCCUUGUUAUUCGGAACCAAAAGAAUGGAAUGACGUCAGUUGCCCAUUUGGAUUCACCAAAAAUUGUAGAAAUGGGCCUCUCUCAAAUUUUAUCAUCACUUGUUGACAACAGUUUGGAGACUGAGUUGGAUGUGCAUCUCAUUGGGGGUUUUGAAGAUGUCUCACUGCAACAUGCUAAUGGUGGCACAGUAUCAGAAAGCCCUGUACAUUUGGAUGGUCAUUCCUUUCCGUUGUGUUCAAAGAUUGUUCACACUUUAUGGUCAAGAGAGGAGAAGUUUCACAUCCGAACUAUCUGUGUUCUUGGACAUAAUACCAGAAGGGACUCCAAUGGAAACACUUACCCCUUUUUCAAUGGAUUUGUGGUGGAGACUACAACAGGAAUUAUCAUCCCAGCUAUUUUUGAUAGAACUUCUCGAUGUCCAGAUGAAAUUGUCAGAAGAAUAAGAGUAUCUGCUUCUUAUGAAGAUGCCAGCUGGAGGGGGAAGUUACUCGAAACAUAUGAUUGUAGCACUGACUGUUUCAAAAUCGCUCCUUGUUGCUGGACUAUUCGCCAAUAUCAUAUUGCUUUGUCACUUCUGAAUUAUUCUGAUUCGGAAAUUCUUUCAAUCUGUUCUACGUCACCUACUGCUGAGGCCCCAGACUUUGUGGAUAAUCUUAAAAGGCAGUGGAAUUAUUUGAUUGAGCAUCCACACUGGGCAGAAACCUUUCCCAAGAAGCAGCCUCGCGCUUUUUCAAGGAGUUCUGAUGGAAGUUGGAGAAGAUGUUGAUGACAUUCCAAGGUUGCUUGGGCUAAUCCUUUUCAAUUAUUAGAUUGCCUGAUUAUAAUGGUCAUCUAUCAUUGAACAUUUCAUUUGUCAUUAUACAUGUAAGUUAUCAAAUUGCAGUUAAUUGGCUUAGAUUCGUUUUAAACUACUAUAGUAUUUAAUUAGCACUGUCCUGAGAAAAAAUUGUUGGCGGGGACAUCAGUAGGAAUAAUGUUAAGCCAGAAGAACCAAAUAACUGAUAAGUGGAGUAGUACCACAGUGAAGAUUAGUCAUUAUUCCA